AUGAAGGUCUUUGUGCUCGGCACGUUGCUGCUGCAGACGCUGAAUGCGCAGACAGACAGCGAACUAGCAGCAGCUGAGACUGAUCUUAGCAGCUCUACCUUUCCCACGGGUACAGCGGACGUCAUCGUGGACCCAGCUACUACCGAUGCAGAGUUUGGUGCAGACGCAACUGCUGGGCCUGGCUUUACCUUUCCGAUCCUAAACGAAAUCGAGACUCCCGUCGAAUUAGUCGCAAUCGAGACUCCCGUCGAAUCUGAAACCUCGUCCCUCGUUGUGACAAUAGUCAGCGAGCCCACCGAUGCGGUCGAGGUGACCACCACAACCUCUGACGUGGAAAGUGCUGCAGCGCCAGAUGCCACUGUCCUGCCUUUCGAAGAAGAAUGCCCAGCUUCCUGCUAUGAAGGCAACAGCAAGCUUCGUCCACGCCAGGACGUGCCAUCGUCCAAUGGUGGAUUUGCAGCUUUCCGGUGGCCUGGAGACACCAUGAGGGCGACUGCCGAAGACGACUGCAGCGAUGACAUUCCCGAUUGGCUUCUUGAGUCUUCUGGAAAAAAAAGAGAGGCAUGCCAGCCAGUGGAGAGACAGGAGUGUCCUGACGUAUGCUACGAAGCUACGCCUGGCAACACCGCUCUGGACUAUGGCGAUGUGUACACGGAUGAAGAGGGCAACGUGUACACUGACGACAAUACAGAAACAUACGAUGAUGGCACUACCAUUAAUGAGUACUUUGAUGAGACCACCACGAACGAGUACACGAACACAGACGAGUACCCAGAUGAUACGUUCACCGACGAGUAUCCAGAUGAUACCUUGACCGACGAGUACCCGGAUGAUACAUUCACCGACGAGCUCCCAGAGGACACCACCACGGAUGAUUACCCAGAGGAAACCACAACAGACGAGUACCCAGAGGAUACGUUCACCGACCAGUAUCCAGAUGACACCACAACAGAGGAGUACCCAGAGGAAACAACAACGGAUGAGGGCUAUGGUAACUACAGUGCUUCUUCCACGGGUGGUUACGGCUACUCCUCCAAGACGACAUUCGUCACGUCAACCAAGACAGCUGCCCCUAGUGGCUAUGGUACGCCUGGAUACGAAGGCUCAACCAUCGCCGGUAUCUGUCCCAAACAAUGCAACCCCUUCGACCCUGCCCAGAACAAGUGCGACAUCACCACAAGCUGCACUACAACAGGAAAUGAAAAGUACUACUGUGCCUGCAGGGCAGGCUUCAGGACGAGCGCGUGGAACCCGAAGGACUUCACCAAGCAGUUCAAGUUCGCAGCUCAGCCGUACGUGUACGUGGCGCCGGGCGAGGUGUGCGACCAGGGCCACACAGUCGGCGUCUUGGAUAUCGAUCUGACCGGACCUAGUAUACCGCGCUUCUUCGGCAUCGAAGAGAGCAAAGUGCGCCAAGCGCCUGGUGGUUGGAUCCCCGUCGACGUACACGCGCAGCAAACAUUGUCCGCGCAUCGCUUACAGAAGACUGCGGAGGGACAAGAGAUAGGCGCGUUAUCUUGCAUGUCUCUGGGCUUCAUUCUGCCAAACCGCAGUGAUGCCGUCAUCUGGCGUGGUCCCAAGAAGACAGCCAUGGUGCGCCAGUUUCUUACAGACGUCCUGUGGCCAAAGGUCGACUACCUCCUCAUCGAUACCCCACCCGGCACUUCGGACGAACACAUUUCACUGCUUGAGACGCUCCUCAAGAACACGUCUACGACACCGCAUGCGUCCCUCCCGUACCUUGCUGGCGCUGUAGUCGUGACUACCCCGCAGGCCAUUUCGAUAUCCGACGUGAAGAAGGAACUCAAUUUUUGCAAGAAGACGGGCAUAAGGGUACUCGGUGUGGUGGAAAACAUGGCCGGCUUCGUAUGUCCGAACUGCUCGGAAUGCACGAAUGUCUUCAGCAAAGGCGGGGGUGAAGUCAUGGCGAGAGACUUCAAUGUGCCAUUCCUUGGGUCUGUACCGAUCGACCCGGCCUUCGUACAAUUGGUAGAAGAAGGGACAAGGCCGCUGUACCCUGAAGGAACAAUCAUGGCCGGUACGGAUGUCAGCGCGGCGCCAAAUGGUAAAGAAGCCGGUUCGACUACGCAUGGCAGUAAGGAGGGACUUUUUGUCGACAAGUACCGCGAUUGCUCACUCUAUCCGCUCUUCGAUGGAUUCCCGACAUUGCGAGCGCCAUUGCUUGUGCUUGUGAUAUUGACCCUGCUUGUCACCCCACAGCCACAGCCACAGCGGCACGAAUCUUAUCUCUUGGAGGCACAAAACUACCUCUACCGCAAGAAAACCUCUCGUCAAGCUCGUCUUGCGCGCGGUAUGGACACUCAUGACGCCAUGAGCAAGCUCAACCCUCACGAGGCCACCGCGGCCAGCACGGACUCACAACAGCCGAUGCGCGAGGAGCGCCAUAACAGCGGCGAUGCCACCGUAUCCCCAACUGGCCAUGCUCCGCAAGAUGGCGCAAACCAAGAGUCGGACGUGGCGGUGCAGCAGCAGCCCGUCAAGGGAGAGCUUCAACAGCACAUCGAUCAGCUGAAAACUGCGGCCGAGGAGCCCAGCAAGCAGCCAGAGCUUCUGCAGCAAGAUGCUUCCAAUUGGCCUAAUUCGCAGAACCACUUGGUUGCCAAAGUCCCACAGCUAACCGAAGCAAAUCCGGAGAACGACAAAGUCGAAGUGAGUGCGAAUCAUGGCGCUUCUUCAUUCCACGCUGAAGCCGACGUACCGGCCAACAAUACCGUCAACCAAGAGGCGAAGGCAAACGAGAUCGAGCCUGUGUCUACCGAUACAUCAAAGACGGUACCUCCAUCCGCCACUCCAGAGUCACUCAGGGGUAAUCCUUAUAGACUCUCAGGGUCUCUUGUCGCCACAGACCAUGGACAUGAAGGAACCGAACUCGAUGCGAAGACAGACGAAGUCAGCAAGGUGCAGCAGCAUGAGGCGACUGAACAGCCAAUGCCGACAAUGGAUGCUCAGGAAGUCGCAGAGUACAGCCAAGAUUACGAGGGCGGUUCCUCAGUCGAAGAAGUCCUGAGCGACACCGAGAGCCUUCUAGGCGACACUCACGACCGUCUGCACUCAAAAGACAAUGGACGCGAAUCAUCUGGUGAUGAGCCUUCCUGUGAUGAGCAUGACUGCGGCGAUGUUGAAGAAGAUGACGGAGAUGUUGAAUGGGAUGACGAAUAUCUGCGAAAUUUGGCGACUGAGAUCCGUGCGGGCGUCAACGCCCGCUCUGGGCUGGCUCGGCGCCAAGGACAUGUGCCAGGUGGUGUAGGCUACAUAAUGCCACAUCAGGAUCCUCGCCAAAUGCAGCUGAAUGGCCAGCAUGGCUUCCCGGGCUUCGCAAACGCAGACUAUGGUCAGCAACAGCCAUCACAGGCUUUCAAUGCUCGUGCGGUUCCGGGCAUGCAGGACCCGAGGAGCUUUCAGCAGCAUGAUAUGCAACAACACCCAGGUUUCCAACAGAUGGGGUAUCAAGCUCAUCAAGGUGCGAACAACUUCCUGCAAGGCUCAAGUCCCAUGUCGCCUUUCUUUCAGGGCGUCGCACAAAACCACCCGCCGCAUGCUGCACACCGUCAGCACAUGAUGGGCUUUCAGAACCCUCCCUACACAAUGCAACCCCACGGUCAAUAUUCCCCCAUGACAGCCUACGAUCAAUUCCCGGGCUCCCCGUAUGCAAUGCAAGCUCGGCCAUCCGCCCCUGCUCUGUCGAAUCAACGGCCACCAACGUCUGCGCCCGUUGCAUCUCGACCUGAUACGCGUCAACAAGGCCCACAAAGAUCUGCUGCAGUUGAGGAAUUCGACAGCAGCGAGGACGAUGAACCCUUGCACAAGCGUGUCGCUCAUCAUUCUUCCGCUGCCGGCGAAUCUGCUAUUACAGUGAAGGGUAAGCGGAUGGAUCAAGGCAAAGAGUCUGAGGUCGAGUUUGUCGCAUCCAAGCCUAAACUGGGGUUCAAGGCGACGAAGGAGAAGAAAUCAGCGCCCAAACAGGGUCCAGUUCCUUCCACUACCAAGACUGUCGGACCAGCUAUCAAGGGCCCGCCGUCAAGUGCCGGCAGCAUUGACUGGACUCUACCACGGUUUGAAGCGCAGUUUGAGCCUGGAGCAACCAAGAACGAUCCCACUGUUGCUAAAGUCUCGAUUCCCGGCAUCGUUCGAGAAGAGAUUUUCCUUUCCCCAGAUCAUGCUGAGCAGGAGACUCAUCUUCUCCUCCAUAUCUUCCUACCCAACCAGCGGAGGCUCGAAACCCCAGACACCAAUCCCGCGGUCGCCAUCCUCAACUUCCACACCGUCGCCGUCAUGGUUAUCGAAGCCUUCGUACAGUUCGAAAUCGGUGAUGAGUACGGACUGGGUCGUGGUCAUUGGCACAACGAUCACGACGAAGAUGGUGUUGCCGAAUAUCAGCGCGUACGCGACGCCAAGGACGCUGACCCCGAUGACAUCUUCUUCGCCGUCAUUGAUCGCUGGCGCGCAGGCCUAGAGUCCAACAAGCAGCCCUCAAAGCUGAUUCGUGGCACCCAGGAGUUCUGCGACAUUGCGCUCGACAUCAUCUACUACAUCAGAGAGCAUGGACUCUUGGAAGAGAGGCAGCGUGCGGUGAGAUCGGACAAGGGCGUCAAGCGUGGUGCGAAGAAACUCGAAGAGCAAGAGCAGUCUGAGGAUGAGGACACCCCGAUGAAGGGUACUAAGCGCGGAGCGGGCAAGAUUCACGAACCCAAGGUCACAAAGAAGGCCAAGGUACAGCCCAAGGCUAAGACGCCGGCUAAGCCUAGGAAAUCAAGGGCAAAGGUCGCGGCUGUCACCGUCAUUCGGAAGGCCAGAUAG
Molecule: messenger RNA, 4818 nt
Organism: Parastagonospora nodorum SN15
Lineage: Eukaryota; Fungi; Ascomycota; Dothideomycetes; Pleosporales; Phaeosphaeriaceae
Exons: 4
Coding region: 1-4818 (1605 amino acids)
Biological process (GO): iron-sulfur cluster assembly
Cellular component (GO): cytosol
Molecular function (GO): ATP binding; iron-sulfur cluster binding; ATP-dependent FeS chaperone activity
Source: RefSeq, a predicted model, not a curated record